GCCCCCUCUUUUCUCGUCAUCGGCCGACAUUUUCCGUGUCUGGAUUUCGAAAACUCAAAUCCCUCCGAACUGUCUCUCUCCUUCGUAAAAAAGACUCUCAGAAGCUCCAUUGCAUUCACUGAUCUUUCCUUCUCCAGCAAAUUUCGCAUUGGUGUUUUCAUGUUCUAGCUCAUUAAUGAGAUGAGGUGGUUAAAAGAGUGGUAUCACUUCCUGAAGCAUAUUAAAUGCACAAAUGAGAUUGCUAAGUUCGGUUCACCUUGGUAUCACACAGUUGACAACUGCCAUAAUGCUGAAAAGAUUAUGAACCAUGUAUGUCCUCAAAGACAUCCUCAAACAGGCUGUAUUUCUCAGUCCCUGUUUCAGCAUUCUGGCUUUCGGAGAGGGAUUAUGGGAAUUUGGGAGAGGCCAAUCACAGCCAACAAUGCAUUGCAGGGGUUUGAACUGCAUUCUGAUAAAGGAAGUCCUUUGCCUAUGUUCCGUCAGUUUCGGAAAAUUGUUCAGCAAGAACCCUGCUUAAGUAGAGACUGGCUCGUGCAGCUUUGGGUUGCAGAAAGGAGAUCAGGAAAUUCUAGAUUCAAGAGAAAACAAAGAGUUGUGAGACGUGUCCAAAGAAGGGAGACUGCUUUUGAAAAUCAGCCCCUUUUCCAGUCACCAUUCAGGAGAUGGUUUGCGAGCCCAACGGUGGCAGGAGAAAGAUUUAACGAUUCAGAGAAACCACUCAUCAAGCAACCACCCCUUAGCCAAUCGUCCACAGAUUUUUUGCAACCAACAUCUCCAGAAGAGAUCAAGGUAGAACCUCUUCUUGCCAGGGCCAAUUUGCUCAUAACUAGAGAUAUAGAGUGGGCAAAUCUUAUGCUGGGUUUUGAGCAGGAGAACCGAUAUGCUAUGGUAGAUGCUUGCUACCCUCAGUCACCUGUGGGUUUUAUCCGUGAGCAAAGUAACCUAAUCUUUAGACAGCUACUUCGUACAAGGCGCCCUUUUGUUGCAUACAUAACUGAUGCGAUGGGUAACGAGCUAUUUAGGGUUCGCAGGCCAAUUUGGUUUAUAAACAGCACAAUUUAUGCAGAGAUUGACGGUAAGGAAAUUGGUGUGGUUCAUAGACGAUGGCAUCUUUGGCGGAGAGUGUAUGAUUUAUAUUUGGGGAAGAGGCAGUUUGCAGUGGUUGAAAAUCCUGGUUUUUGGAACUGGACAUUUACUUUAAAGGAUAGUGAUGGGAAUGUGCUUGCUGAGAUUGAUCGUGACUGGAGGGGCAUCGGCUUUGAGCUCUUCACUGAUGCAGGUCAGUACGUUAUCCGGUUUGGGCAUGCGGAUCCAAUUUCUAAGACUGGGCCAGCUCAUGCAAUUCAAGAAUUAGAAAUUAGCCGCCCAUUGACUCUAUCAGAAAGGGCUGUGGCUGUUGCUCUUGCUGUGUCAUUGGACAACGACUAUUUCUCUAGGCAUGGGGGUUGGGGAGUCCCUUUCAUUGCAGUCGGCGAAUAGACAGGUGCGUGGCACACUGCUUCUGCAGUUAUUCCUUUGUGCUGUUGUCUGCUUGUGUUUUUCCCAAGAAUCUCCUUCACCUUUGUCCAUGUAAGUUCUGUGAGAGAGUAUAGGGGUUGGUUUAGCUGCUGCUGUAACAAAUGCUGUUAACCAACUUGCGAGCAAAAUGAUCAAAAUAGCGUAUAACUCUACAGCAUGUGAUGCUUGAAGGUAGUUUGUACCAUCUCGGCAAAGAAACAGUGUUUUUUUUUUUUUUUUUUUUGUAGGAUAAAGAAAUAAUGUUAUUUGUACCAUCUCGGCAAAGAAACAAUGUUAUUGCUGAAAACGAGAUUCAUUCGAAGCCAUUUUUCAAAUACAAA
This is a messenger RNA of Magnolia sinica, 1838 nucleotides long. Its product is annotated as altered inheritance rate of mitochondria protein 25. The transcript has 12 exons. Gene Ontology annotation, cellular component: plasma membrane. The record is from RefSeq and is a predicted model, not a curated record. Gene Ontology annotation, biological process: plasma membrane phospholipid scrambling. Gene Ontology annotation, molecular function: phospholipid scramblase activity. Bases 181 to 1479 code for a protein of 432 amino acids. Lineage: Eukaryota; Viridiplantae; Streptophyta; Magnoliopsida; Magnoliales; Magnoliaceae.